AGAGCCGGUAUUCCCAUCUCACGGUGUGAUGAAUGGGGAGGAGGAGAGCUGCAUUGUUGAUCACCGUUACCAUAGCAGACGUAGCCAAAGCAAGACGAUCUGCCCCGAGGAAACUCGAUAGGACUCGGCCAUAGAGGGGAGGAGAAUGACAAACACACAGCAACGUGGGACACAAUGACAUCCCGGCCAGGAACGUAGGAUUUUCCCACAGAGUGUCCGUCUCAAACCACAGCGAUGGCUUCUGGAGACCUGCAGACAGAGCAACAGUCAAACCCGGAGGAUUCUGGGCCACCGGAGCCUCGUACGGUUAAAAAGAAGAAGAAGAAAUUGAAAGACGAUACGAAUACUUCAUCGGAAACAGAUGGGAAGAACGAGGAAGACCCAUUGAGCUCCCGGGCAGAAAUAGAGGACUUGACCAAAUGUGGGCACAAGGCCUUGACCUCGGGAGACCUCCAGGUGGCCAUGACCAGCUUCAAGAGGGCCUUCCUUCUGUCUCUAGGCACCACGAUGAAGACGGUUCAGAGGGCCUGCGCCUUCAACCUGGGUGCCGUCUACGUGGAAAGCGGCAAACCGGAGAAAGGACUGGAGUUCCUUCUUAAGUCCCAGCCGAAGGAUGGAGAAGAAGAGCCCACCGGCGAUCUCUACUUCAAUCUCGGCACGGCCUACGAAGCCUUGCUGGACUUCCCCAAAGCCCUGGAAUUUUUUCGGAAAGCCAUCAUCCUGUACAAGCCCUCGCAGCGGGGGAACGAGGGGGACGCCCACAUGAAGAUGGGGUACUGCUAUUUGGGGAUGAAGGACUUGGCCAGGGCUGCCCAGUGCUUCCAGGAAGCGGCAGACUCUUACAUGGAGGCUCAGAGGCUGGACGUGGCCGCUGUGGCUCUCAACGAGGCGGCUAAUAAUAUGCUCCAAAGCCAGGGUUGUGAUUCGGGCCACGUCCUCCAGAUCCUCAACGAGGCCCGUAUGGUGUGUGACCACAUCACUAGAAAAGAUCUGCUGGGCAAGUUGUACAAUGACAUUGGCCUGAGCUAUGCCCAGCUGAAGGUCUUCUCCCUGGCGGUGGAGUGUUUCCAGAAGGCCUUGCCGUUCUGCCAGGAGGACGACAUGGACGGGAACAAGGAGGCGGUGGUGUUGCAGAACCUGGGGGCCGCCUACAACACCCUGGAACAGUUCGAGGAAGGAUUGGACUACCACAGGAGGGCGGCAUCACUACACAGCAUGCUUGGUAACCGCAGAGCUCAAGGACAAUGUUUUGGCAACUUGGCGUACGCCCUGAGCCAGCUCAGCGACCACGAGGCGGCGGCAGAGAAUUACCUCCACUCUCUGCAGGCGUUUAAAGACUCAGAUGAUGUCCACGGCCAAUGGCAGGCAUGCGAAGGACUCGGAGCAGCCAAAUUCCGUCUGGGUGAUCCGGAGAAGGCCGUCCUGUACUACAAGCAGGCCCUGGCCUUAGUCUCCAAAGCCAAGGAAGCCUCCAACGAUGCGCAGGAGAGAAUCGUGAACAAGCUGACCGAUGCGCUUCAGUACAAACUGUCCUUCAACAGACACCCCAUUCAGGGCGGAGCCAUACCGCCACCUGUGCCACUGAGAGGAUCCACUGGCCAGAUUCUCCGGGGGAACUCCAUAAGGCGAUCCACGAGGACUAACCACGAAUACGCCAACAUAACGCAGAUGUUUCCUCCUCAGGAGAGCAGACCGUCUCGGAGAAAAUCCCAACAUGCAAGUCGUUCUGCUCAGCCGCUGGAAGAACUGUACGCAACUUUGAAGACCAGAGAGACUACGCGAGUCAACGGGCAGCCAUCUUUGAAGAGCAAGGUGUCAGACUUUGGAGAAGAGGAGGAGGAGCCCGACACCCUCACAGUGGUCACUAAUGAGUUUUCCGAAGACUGCGAACAGUCGGACGCGGCCUGCGCCAGGAAUUAUCCGCAUGCCAACAGCAAUCUGAACAACACCUACCUGCAGCCAGAGCCCGUCUACCAAAACUGCAUGAUGAAGAACACCAACAAAAGUGUACAUGAUUAUGAAACUCUCAAGCUGAAGACUUUAGAAACAAACAGGAGGGUGAGUGACCCCCCCGGCUGCCUUCACAUACCGAGAGCGGAUGGCCAGGAACCCUCCAGGAAAUCAAGAUUUCAAUCCCGGAUGUGUCACGUCAUGUGACGUUAUGGACGGCGUGCAACGCAAUGGACAAUAGCGCCCCCAUCCCACCGUAAGCAUCGGCUGCAGUUUCAUAUGGAUGAAUGGAGGACGGCCUCGGGGAGUAACCUAACUUGCUCAUCUGGUGACCCUCCCACCUGGGACAUCUCACAGUUUUUUUAUUCAUUGCGGCGGGACAUGAUUCUGAUAGGGGGGCAUAGUAGCAGCUCAUCCAAUCACAGUUCAGUUAUAGAGCCCAUGCCAGAAACUGAAUCUUAUUUAUCAAAGACUCUGCGUAAGAGUCAGGGGUUCACCUUGACUGCCUGCCACUUAGCUACUUGACCCUACACCUUUGCUGAGGUGAAGCAGUGGUCUCUCCGCAGCGGGGCCGAUCCUAGGGUCACAGGCGCCUGGGUGCAGAAAUAUUUCUGGC
Molecule: messenger RNA, 2566 nt
Organism: Rana temporaria (common frog)
Lineage: Eukaryota; Metazoa; Chordata; Amphibia; Anura; Ranidae
Gene: TTC24
Product: tetratricopeptide repeat domain 24
Exons: 12
Coding region: 235-2157 (640 amino acids)
Molecular function (GO): protein binding
Source: RefSeq, a predicted model, not a curated record